Spea bombifrons (plains spadefoot toad) is the source of this 1090-nucleotide messenger RNA. Its product is annotated as P2R1A-PPP2R2A-interacting phosphatase regulator 1-like. The transcript has 10 exons. Gene Ontology annotation, molecular function: protein serine/threonine phosphatase inhibitor activity. NCBI's taxonomy places the organism in Eukaryota, Metazoa, Chordata, Amphibia, Anura, Pelobatidae. The coding region runs from base 236 to 1042 and encodes 268 amino acids. The record is from RefSeq and is a predicted model, not a curated record.
UUUGUUAUUUAGCCCAGGCCUGUGCCAGCCAGGAGUACGCUGAUCACCAUCAGUGGACGAAGCGAUCCGGAGGCAGGGACAGCAGCGCCUGCCUUCCCGUGCCAGGCCAUGGAGCCUGGAGACCCCACAGCACGCACCGCCCAGCUGUAAAGCGUACGGCGCGGACACACAGGGACUGCAGCCGAGUAACCUGGGAGCUGGGGCCACUCACGGGAGCAGCCUGUGCGAAGCAGGCAUGGCUCUGGAGAAAAUGGAGGUGGACGUGGAGAUCCAGGGCCCCCAGAGCGAGGGCAGUCUGAGAAGGUCCAACAGCGCCCCCCUCAUCAAUGGCCUCAGUGACAACGCACAGGUGUUUCAGCCGGAUUCGCUUCGCGCUCGGAGGAACAGCGCCACAGUCGCCAACCGCCGCAGUGUGAUACCAAUAUCAUCGCCUAUCCGCAUCCCCAGCAGCAGGCUGUAUCAGAUCAGAAGGGAAGAAUGUGUGGACCUAAUUAAUAGAGAAGCUGCGCACGAACGAGAAGUACAAUCUGCGAUGCAAAUGAGCAUUUCUUGGGAGGAGAGCCUUAGUCUGAGUAACGACCUUGCUAAGUUUGUGAAAUCAUCAUCUCCAAAGCGAGUAGAUUUUACUCCGGUUUCUCCCGCUCCUUCACCCACCAGAGGAAUAGGAAAGCAAUGUUUCUCUCCGUCUCUGAAAAUGUUCGUGAGCAGCAAUGGCUUACCUCCCAGCCCAAUCCCCAGUCCAACGAGGCGUUUCACUAUGAGAACAAGUCAAAGUCCAAGCAACUGCAUCAUACGUCCGAGUGUACUUGGUCCUAUAAAGAGGAAAGUUGACAUGGAAAUAGAAAGUCAACCAAAGAGACUUUUUCAAGGAACGACAAACAUGUUUUCCCCCGAUGUCACACACAUGUCAGAUUAUAGCUGCAUGUCUUCAGACCUUGAUAGCAGCAGCAGCGUGGGCUCAUCGGCCGGCUACGUGUCAAAGGGCAGCAGCUCCCCAGCGACUUGUUCCUUCAUGUCGAUGGAGGAUCACUCACCAAAGUGAGGGCCCCACAGAGACUUUAUUUUUGUUUGUUUUUUUCCCCUCUUUCCA